AUGGAGCACUCCAUUUUGGAAAAAAAUAGUUCCACAGCAAACUCGGCGUUUUGCAACCCAUCCACAGUUUACUUUCUAAGUAAAAGUGUGAUGAUUGUGAGAAAAAAUAUUGUUAAAAUUAUUAAGAUUAUUGCAUUGACUGAUGCCCAAGAUGAUGAUGAUGAUGAUGGUGGUGGUGGUGGUGGUGGUGAUGAUGAUGGUGCAGGUGCUACUGAAGAUGGUUAUAAAAAUUACCGAUUAUAA
This is a messenger RNA of Lodderomyces elongisporus, 243 nucleotides long. RefSeq lists its product as uncharacterized. The coding region runs from base 1 to 243 and encodes 80 amino acids. The record is from RefSeq and is a predicted model, not a curated record. NCBI's taxonomy places the organism in Eukaryota, Fungi, Ascomycota, Pichiomycetes, Serinales, Debaryomycetaceae. The transcript is spliced from 2 exons.